Messenger RNA from Funneliformis geosporum, 170 nucleotides. The record is from the annotation of a GenBank genome assembly. Lineage: Eukaryota; Fungi; Glomeromycota; Glomeromycetes; Glomerales; Glomeraceae.
GCAAGAAAUUUCCAUCACGCAGGCCGAAUUUUUUGGAUGGAAUGCAACUCGAUGGGUAUAAUGAAGAACUACAACUAGCAUUCGAAUUCCAUGAGAAUGCGCGAUCAGAAGAAGCAGGAUAUAUGCAAGAAGCAAGGUAUAUGUCUUAUCGAAGUGCCUUACACAUGUGA